AUGGCUGAAGUCAUUGGUAUUAUAUCAGGGCUGCUAACUCUAUGCCAAACGCUGGAGACAUUUGCAGGCCAGAUACACAGAUGGAGGCGCCUAUCGGAUCGACUGUUUGACCUUAGAGAAGGGGUAGACGCUGCCGAGAUCUCUCUACAGACCUGGCAAAAGAAGUACGAUGUCCAAGCACGCCGUCCGAUUAUUUACUUGCAAGUCUUGUUCGGCAAGAUGGGUUGUGAACGCAUACAAUCAACUCUAGGCGGCAUUAAGAUCAUCUCCAAGACCAUGCAGCGCGACGUCGAUUUGAUAAUUGGUCGUGCUUUGAGCGCUCGGCCGGGCAGGGCGCCUCUCGAUGGGCGUAUAGACGAGUUCCUCGUCAGAGACUGCCUCCAAAGGAUACAGCGUAACACUUCGUGGUCACGCAAGUUCGUGCUGAGUGUUCUCGGCCGGGCAGAUGACCUUGAGAUGCGUCUCGAACGACUGCACAGAAAGAUGACCAUGCUGGAGCGAUUCUCUGACUACUACCUCGAGAAGGAACACCCAGACAUCUUCUCCGAGAUCAAGCGUCUACCCGGUAGACGGAUCGUACUCAGGGUCAGCAAUGGCAGGGUGAGCUCGGUGCAGAACAAGCUUCUCGAUGCGUUCUCAGCCCAGAAGGAUGCCGAGAUGUUACAUAAAGCUUCUGGUCAGGGUGACAAGAUACACAUCGGUCUAUCGGUACCUCAAAUUCGCGAACGCGACUUUGCCUUCCUGAUAUCACUAAACGGGCAGUCGCAGGAGGUGCUUGUACAUCCGGUCAAGAUCAAGGCUGUCAACGGAUCUACACGUGUACAAAGCGAUUUGGCUGCUGCGGUACCCAGCCUCAUGCAGAGGCAGAACAAUAACCACAAAUGCUACAUUCAGCCAUCCUCGCGUAGCUCCGACGGGUUUGAACUUACCCUACCGCAAAGGAACCUCCUCUCUGACCUUGAAUGGAAAGAUCCUCUGUCGGCUCUCUUCAAGAACCAACACACACAACUCAGCUCCCAAAUACUCUACCCACAAGACCAAAGCUCUAUUGCAAGCGGCAUUGCGCAAUCCUCAUUCCGGCUCAUCGGUAGCCCGUGGCUCACGUCCCUGGACUGCAACAACAUCCGCUGGCGCCGCACCGCCGACAACCGCUGGGUCUCGAUGCUAACAGCGACACCCAGCAAUGCCUCGACAACGCGCUCCCUGGACGCAUGUCUGGCAUCCAACAAGAUCCGCCGUGACGCGCGCGACCUUUCGAAGCACAUCCAUAUCUUCCGCACUGGCCUUGUCAUCGCAGAGCUCUGCCUCAAGUCCUCGAUCUCAUACGUCAAAUUCGAUGCUUCCACCGACACCAUCAAGCUCUUCGGCAGCGAUGGCGAGGAACUCGACGCCACCGAAAUCGCCGCUGAGGUCGAGCGCAAGACUAAUGUGUUUCUCGGCAACAUGGUAUUCUUCUGCCUGAGCGCACUGCAGGACCGUGACAGGCUGAGUGACAAGAUGAUCGAAGAGUCGUACUUCACAGAUGUUGUCAGGGAGGCUAAGAAGUUGGAUGGUGUCAUCAAGGCUGGGAGGACGUGGGCGGAUAGGAAGGCGGAGGGCAGCAGUGCUGGCGCAAGUCCAAGGGGGAGCGGGUUUGCGACGCCGAGGAGUUCGAGGUAUUGA
Messenger RNA from Didymella exigua CBS 183.55, 1662 nucleotides. RefSeq lists its product as uncharacterized. Lineage: Eukaryota; Fungi; Ascomycota; Dothideomycetes; Pleosporales; Didymellaceae. The transcript has a single exon. The coding region runs from base 1 to 1662 and encodes 553 amino acids. The record is from RefSeq and is a predicted model, not a curated record.